This is a messenger RNA of Manis javanica (Malayan pangolin), 1467 nucleotides long. RefSeq names its product mitochondrial calcium uniporter regulator 1 (gene MCUR1). Gene Ontology annotation, cellular component: mitochondrial inner membrane; mitochondrion. Gene Ontology annotation, biological process: positive regulation of mitochondrial calcium ion concentration; calcium import into the mitochondrion. NCBI's taxonomy places the organism in Eukaryota, Metazoa, Chordata, Mammalia, Pholidota, Manidae. The record is from RefSeq and is a predicted model, not a curated record.
GUUGCAGGCUUUUCACGGUAUUCUGAAAGGCGCCGGGUAAUUAAGGUCAUUUUAAAGACACCAGUGUAAUGAAUAUGCAAAUUUUGGCAGCGAACAGCUCAUUCCAGCACUGGGCACGCCUAUCGCCUCCUCCCGUCCGCCCCGCUGCCCACAGAGCCAGAAGCAGAACCACGCUAUUUCCCGGGCCCGGCGUCGUCAGUCAGGCAGCGCCCAGAACCCCGCCCCGCCCACGGUGCGCGCCCGAGCGCCGCCCGCCGAGCAGGACAGGGCGGGCCCAGCGCCACCGCCCACGCGCGCUCCCGCCGUUGGACCCGGUCGGGACCGCGCGUGCUCGGGGCCGCGCGUGAGCAGUAUGAGCGCGCGUCCAGGACAGUGACGGCCUCGGGGAUGGACUGCGGCUCGGCGGCGGGCGAGAGGCAGAAGCACCCGCGGGGCCGCCGGCGCCUUAUGCUCUUCCAGUUUGCUGGCCUGUGCGGGAGCCCGGGCGGCAGCUACCUGUCCACGCCCCCCGGAGGUCUGGGGGCGCUGCGCCGCGGCGGCGCGUCACGUGUCCGCCCGCUGCUCCUCCUGCUCUCGCCCCCGCCGCGCCCGCCGCCCGCAGACUGGGGGGGCUCGCGCCCGGCGUCCUCUGCUGCCCCGGCCCGGCGCGGCGGCGCGUGGAGCUGCCCGCCGGGGCUGGUCCCGGGCGUCGCCUGUGCCGCCGGCGCCCCCCGCCCGAUCCGCGGCCGAGUGGCCGCCCUCGCUUCCUCAAGGAGAGAGAUAAGCCUCUCUGCUGGGAGCCUGCAGCUGGAGUACAAAGCAAGAGAUUUCACCUCUUCUGAGAGUAGGAAGCUCUACUUUGACACUCAUGCCUUAGUGUGUUUACUCGAAGAAAAUGGGUUUACUACUCAACAAGCAGAAAUCAUUGUAUCUGCGUUGGUCAAGACCGUAGAGGCCAACAUGAACAUCGUCUACAAAGACAUGGUCACCAAGAUGCAGCAGGAGAUCACUCUUCAGCAAAUAAUGUCUCAGAUUGCUAAUGUGAAAAAAGAUAUGAUUAUUUUGGAGAAGAGUGAAUUUUCAGCCCUUAGAGCAGAAAAUGAGAAAAUAAAACUUGAACUACAUCGAAAACAACAAGUAAUGGAUGAAAUGAUCAAAGUCCGAACAGAUACCAAAUUAGACUUCAAUCUAGAAAAGAGCAGAGUGAAAGAAUUGUAUUCAUUGAAUGAAAGGAAGCUGCUGGAAAUAAAGACAGAAAUGGUGGCAUUGCAUGCCCAGCAAGAUCGUGGUGUCACCCAGACAGACAGGAAGAUAGACACGGAGGUUGCUGGCCUUAAAACUAUGCUCGAGUCACACAAGCUUGACAAUAUUAAAUAUUUAGCAGGGUCUGUGUUUACAUGCCUAACAGUAGCUCUGGGAUUUUAUCGCCUAUGGAUGUAAUAAAUUCUCUAUUUAAAGAGCUCUCUUAAUUGUUUUGCCUUAAAAAUA